GGUCGGUAAGGAUUAGUUUUUGGCGCAUGCGCAGUUCCCUUCCAGACAUUUCUUCUUCACGUGGAUCGCAGUAGUGAAGUGGUCCAGUGUGACUGUCUUAUGCUGCUCAGCCGAACGCGCUUUUCAUAAAGAUCAGCUAAAAUGCAGGCUUUCCGGAAAUUUCUUCCCAUGUUCGACCGCGUGUUGGUGGAGCGGUUAGCUGCAGAGACGGUGACAAAAGGAGGCAUCAUGAUUCCAGAGAAGUCUCAAGCCAAAGUGCUGCAGGCUACAGUGGUGGCAGUGGGUCCAGGAGCCACCAGCAAGGACUUCUAUAACUGGUCUGAUGAGUCUUUUGAAGAGAUGGACAGCACACUGGCAGUGCAACAGUAUAUUCAGCAGAACAUCCGUUCAGAUUGUUCCAACAUAGAGAAGAUUAUGGAGCCUCCAGAGGGACAGGAUGAGGGGGUGUGGAAAUAUGAACAUCUCAGACAGUUCUGUUUGGAGCUCAAUGGCUUAGCAGUUAAACUGCAGAACGAGUGUCAUCCUGACACGUGUACUCAGAUGACUGCCACUGAGCAGUGGAUCUUUCUGUGUGCUGCCCAUAAGACUCCCAAAGAGUGCCCUGCCAUUGACUACACAAGGCACACUCUCGAUGGAGCUGCGUGUCUUCUCAACAGCAACAAGUAUUUUCCCAGCCGCGUCAGCAUUAAGGAAUCAUCUGUGGCCAAACUGGGCUCGGUUUGCCGUCGCAUCUAUAGGAUUUUCUCCCAUGCUUACUUUCACCACCGCCAGAUUUUUGACAAGUAUGAGAAUGAGACUUUCUUGUGUCACCGCUUCACUCGUUUCGUGAUGAAGUACAACCUCAUGUCUAAGGACAACCUCAUCGUGCCCAUUCUGGAAGAGGAAGUCCAGAGUGCCACUGCUGGGGAGAGCGAUGCCUGAGCUGUAUUUGUGCAUUUUGAGCCUCUAGAAUCCAGACAGCAGAGGCCUACAACUUUAGUCAUUUGACAUGUUACUUUUCCAGUCACUAAUGCUUCAUUUGAUCCAAAUUUCAUCAUUCAGCUGUAACAAUCAAAACGUUACAUCAGCAGCUCCUUGUACAUAUCUCACCCCAUCUCCAUUGUAAAUCCUGCUUAACCAAUAAGAAUUUCCUUUCUUUUUUUUCCCCCUCUCUCGACUAUAAACAAGUCUGGUGAUAUUCACCCUGUCUUUUCCCUCGUUGUUAAGUUAUUACAUGGGUGGAGGGCUCUUAUCCAGCCCACUUUGUCUUUUUUUUUUUUUUUUUUUUUUAAAUAAACUAAAAUGUAUGGUAUUUUCAUUAUGUCAAUUGUUAAUAAAAGACUGUACCUAGUCUGCGAUUAUACUUU
This is a messenger RNA of Puntigrus tetrazona (Sumatra barb), 1346 nucleotides long. RefSeq names its product MOB-like protein phocein. The coding region runs from base 142 to 921 and encodes 259 amino acids. The record is from RefSeq and is a predicted model, not a curated record. Lineage: Eukaryota; Metazoa; Chordata; Actinopteri; Cypriniformes; Cyprinidae. The transcript has 9 exons. Gene Ontology annotation, molecular function: ATP binding; protein-folding chaperone binding; metal ion binding. Gene Ontology annotation, cellular component: cytoplasm; mitochondrial matrix.